UUCGACCAUCUGUCCCUAUGUGUCCUUUUAACGAGCGUCUUCCUGAAGAUCCUUCAUCGCCAUCACACUCUCCACCUCGAUGCCCCUCCCCUCCUCUGCCUGUCACUCAGACAAGACGACCUGAUUGGAUGCUGCGGGAUUCUCCGUACUCAGAAGGUGUGGCUGAGCACAAACAGGGUGGGGCUUGUUUGGACUGUCUACGUUUCCAUGGAAAUGACAACUGUGAUGUGCCGUUCGUACCUGUCUCACCCUCUCAGGGUCUCACCUGUGCGGAUGACCUGUCGUCAUGUGACCUCACUCAGCUUGGUUUCAUCUCUCACAUUGAGCUCUCCACCUUCCUGCUCGCUCUGGGUGUCCAAACCAAACACACCCGCCCUCCACGCCACCGGAACCGGGACAGCGGUGUGUUUGGCGUUUCUCUGAACUUCCUGUUGGAGAGCGACAGGAAGAAGUUUCCCGGGGUUAAAGUUCCCGUUGUCUUCCAAAAGUUGUUGUGUAUUUUAGAGCAGAACGUGGAGACUGAGGGGAUCCUCAGAGUUCCUGGAUCAGUCGCUCGACUCAAGUACCUGCGUAGAGAGUUAGACAGGUGCGGCGGAGACAUCGACUGGUCGUCAGUGAGACAGGUGGAAGCUGCAGGUUUAUUGAAGCUUUUCAUCAGAGAGCUGCCGACCCCUCUGCUGACACACACACACCUGUCCACCUACCACUCUGUGCUGG
Molecule: messenger RNA, 717 nt
Organism: Paralichthys olivaceus (Japanese flounder)
Lineage: Eukaryota; Metazoa; Chordata; Actinopteri; Pleuronectiformes; Paralichthyidae
Source: RefSeq, a predicted model, not a curated record